GCCCUUCAUGCUUUCUGGGAUGCAUGCAAAUCACAAAGCGAGAGCCACAGGAAGGACUUUCUGAAUGAGCUAGGCUCUCAGCCAGUCCUAACACACUCAAGAGUCUUCUGGAAUCCAUCCUAGCUUCUCCACAGAAACAGACUGCAAAGCCUGGAAUCCAUCCUAGCUUCUCCACAGAAACAGACUGCAAAGCCUGAGGACCCGAACAGGAACUUGGGGAAAAGGCUUGACCAAGACAGAGCAUUGAGGUGCAGCCAGGGAGGUUGGGUCCUUGAGAAAACUGGGGGAAGUGAAGCGGCAGUGGGUGCAAAGAUCUGCUCCAGCCUAGGGAGCUGAGAGUUUCACAAGAGGUUGCCGCCAGGCCAGAGAGCCGGAAGUAAACACAUCUGGGCGAAGGAGUCCGCAGUGGGAGAGAUGGGAGGAGUCCUGUGGGGACUGGGAGGGCACAGCCAAGGGGCUGACCCAUUCUGGGAACCACAGGCGGUGACGCUGGGGACUUGCUCCAGCUCAGAACCCGAGAAGCCUGUUCAGGUACCAGCCAUGCUCGCCUCGGUGGGCUCCCUGGUGUCAGCCAUCUGGGCAGCGCUCCAUCUCCAGACUCUGCUGCUGGCGGCUGUUGCCUUCCUGUUCCUGGCUGACUAUUUCAAAAACCGGCGCCCCAAGAACUACCCUCCGGGGCCGCGACGCCUGCCCUUCUUUGGCUGCUUGUUCCAUCUGGACCCAAAGCAGCCCCACAUAUCCCUACAGAAGUUUGUGAAGAAAUAUGGGAACGUUUUAAGCUUGGAUUUUGCUAAUAUACCCUCAGUGGUUGUAAGUGGCAUGCCCUUAAUCAAGGAAGUCUUUACUCAAUUGGAGCCAAACUUUCUGAAUCGUCCUGUCACUCUUCUCCGAAAACAUCUCUUUAAUAAAAAUGGAUUGAUCUUCUCCAGUGGCCAGACAUGGAAGGAACAAAGAAGGUUCGCCCUGAUGACCCUGAAGAACUUUGGCUUGGGAAAGAAGAGCUUAGAGCAACGCAUACAGGAGGAAGCCAGAUACCUUGUGGAGGCCAUAGGAGAGGAGGGAGGACAGCCUUUUGACCCUCACUUCAAUAUCAAUAAUGCAGUUUCCAACAUCAUUUGCACUGUCACCUUUGGGGAGCGCUUUGAGUACCAUGACAGUCGGUUUCAGGAGAUGCUGAGGCUACUGGAUGACGCCACGUGUUUGGAGUCAUCAAUGAUGUGCCAGCUCUACAAUAUCUUUCCAAGGAUAAUUCAUUAUCUUCCUGGAUCACACCAAACAUUUUUCAGAAACUGGAGAAAACUGAAAUUGUUUGUCUCUGAUAUUGUCGACAGUCACCGGAAAGACUGGGACCCUGAUGAGCCAAGAGACUUCAUUGAUGCUUUCCUCACGGAAAUGACAAAGUACCCAGACAAGACUACUACAAGUUUCAAUGAAGAAAACCUCAUCUGCAGCACUCUGGACCUCUUCUUUGCUGGAACAGAGACAACAUCCACGACACUGCGCUGGGCUGUGCUCUGUAUGGCCCUCUACCCGGAAGUCCAAGAAAAAGUUCAGGCUGAGAUCGACAAAGUGAUUGGUCAAGGAAGACAGCCCAGCCUGGCUGACAGAGAGUCCAUGCCCUACACCAGUGCCGUCAUUCAUGAAGUGCAGAGAAUAGGAAACAUCAUCCCCUUUAAUGUUCCCAGGGAAGGGGCAGUUGACACCAAGUUGGCUGGAUUUGACCUGCCAAAGGGAAUCAUGAUCCUGACCAACCUGACUGCACUUCACAGAGACCCCAAGGAGUGGGCCACUCCAGACGUCUUCAACCCAGAGCACUUUUUGGAGAAUGGACAGUUUAAGAAGAGAGAAUCUUUUCUGCCGUUCUCAAUGGGAAAGCGAGCUUGUCUUGGAGAACAAUUGGCUAGGUCUGAGCUCUUUAUUUUCUUCACUGCUCUUGUGCAAAAAUUUACCUUCAAGCCCCCAGCCAAUGAGAAGCUGAGCCUGCAAUUCAGAAUGUCCGUUACCGUUUCACCCGUCAGCCACCGCAUCUGUGCGGUUCCUAGGCUGUGAUGUUGAAGAAGGGAAGUUUGAAGACACACACGGCGUCUGCUUGGGAGACACUGGUGCUUGCUCACGUUUGAGGAGAUAGAAGGAAGGUGACUGGAGAAAUGCAUAUAACGACACUGAAGAGAUCGAAUCCAAUUAUGGCUUCAUGAGUGGAAAGCCAUUUGCUAGCUCAGUGGCAGAGCUUUUCACCUAAGAUCUCCAGAGAAAGAUGAUUCCUCCAGUAAAGAAAACUGCUUGCAGGGCUCAUGAGACAUGGUGGGUUAAAUUGAUAUGGAAAUUAUUUUAAAAAAAACACGAUCAUAAAAGUUAUGCCCUCACUUUGCCCCCUCCCUUUCUCCUUUGACAUGCAUUUGCUUCUAGCCUGUGGACACAGUUUAUCUAGAGGGUGCAGAAGGAAGGGUGUCCACUGGCUAGCUCUGCAGCUUCCAUCCAAGAAUUAUAUAAAAAAGAUUUGUGAGUGAAAUUUCCCCACAGCCAUUCCUCUUUCAUAUGGGAAACCCCAUCCCCUCCUCUAUUCAUUCCCGAUUGACAUCUAGUAUACAAGCCAUUUGAGCGGAAAUAAAGAAGUCAGGACAUAAGGAAACGAGCCAUUAAGGGUUAUGCUAUAGAUGUGCCUUCAGGGAAUAAGUGCCCCACAGUCAGCUGUUCUCUGCACGUUGACCAGCUGUGAGUCUCUAUAAUCGUCCCCACAUGCUGCAAAACGGAGCUUCCUUGAUGUGGAGUGAGAGCUGCGCUCACCUGUGGGUCUAAGGAUGAGUGUUCAUAAUGCAGUUUGAAAAUAUAUUGAUGUAGGACAGUUGGAGUUGUAGGUUCUCUUCUACCCAUACCCUCACCAGCCAUGGGCAUUUAAUAAAUCUAACAGUGCCACUGAAUACUCCAGUUAGGGGCUUCCAGGUAAAAUGUGUUUAUGGAUAUUGAGAGUUGAUACUUAGGAAUGGCAUAGGUGCUCCACAAGGGGGAGAAAAGAAGGGUGUUGCACCAUGCUCUGCUUAUUCCCCUGGUAAUGGAGGCAAAGGGUGAGAAGAAGCCACAGCAAGUCUGCUGCAGACCUGGAGAUAAGGCUAGUGUGGGGGUUGGGGGGAUUGGAUUUGGAGUUGCAGUGGGAGGCAUGAAGAUCUGCUGUUAGUCUACCUGCUUCCCUGGCUGGAGUGGCCCGUGGGUUCUCAGGGAAUGCCUGCUGAAGCUGGGGUCUGGGAUAAAGCAAUGAGUGGUGGGAAGAGAAUAAGGUGGGGAAGGUGGGUGUGAGCCACUGGAGGUUGGGGGGGAUGGCCACAGCUGGUUGUCUGCUUCUGCUGCAGAGCUAGGAAUGAGACUGGGGGAUUUAAUGGAUUUGGAGGCAGCAGGGGAGAAGUGAUCUGCAGUUAGCUUACCUGUUCCCUUAGUCAAAAUGGCCUUGACCUUAUGUACUUUAAAACAGCUAUCCCUGGGAGCCCUGCUCUUUUCUGAAGGGAAAUAGAGAAGUGGAUCUAGGGGAGGGGUGAGGUGGACUUGGAAGAGUGGAGGGAGGGAAAACUGCAGUCAGGAUGUAAUGUAUGAGAGAAAAAUAGAUAGAUAAAUAAACAAAUAGCUAAAAGCUAAACUAUUUCCAAUAGAGGCUACUAUUGUCACCUCAUAGUAUAAAGGUGUCUAUCUACUAAAACCACAUUCCACAUAUAUUAUAAAGGCUGCCUUAUAUUUUCUAUACGGUUUACCUGAAAACAGGUAAUAUUAAUGCAUUGCAUCACUCGUGUAUGCCAUUUGAAUUCAACCCUCUUUUUUUAAGGUAGUGUUGCACAAUAUCUUAUAAACAGAACAAUGGCCGUCUUCAUAACUCCAGCUAUGCACACUUAAAAUAAUUAUAGCUAAACUUGUUACAUGUUAAUAUUCCUUCAAAUAAGGAGGAGAUAGACAAUGUCACUGGUGGAACUUUGCCCAAAUAUCCAUCCACUCCUCAUAGCUAGUUGUACGUGGUUAGGCCCUAGUUAGGAAUAUGGGCUAAAAUCUAAAACAGGAAAACAUGUUUACCUAUGUAACAUUAAAAAAUAUUCGUUAUAUAUACUGAGUUAAGGCCCUAAAUAUUGCCUAACAGCCCCUUUAGAAAAAUUUCUUACAACAAAUGAUGAGUUUAUUUGUUACUGUUAUGUCUCAUGGUAUUUAAUUUUUUAAUCCAGGGAAGUAUAUGUUUAAAAGUUACAAUGACCCAUAAAUGUAAUUAUGAAUGUCUAACUCUUUGAAAGCUCUCUUCCACCUUCUUGGUGUUAACUUGAAACUUACAACAAAGAAAGAUGAUCGUCAAAAUUCA
Mesocricetus auratus (golden hamster) is the source of this 4327-nucleotide messenger RNA. Its product is annotated as cytochrome P450 2J3. Lineage: Eukaryota; Metazoa; Chordata; Mammalia; Rodentia; Cricetidae. The record is from RefSeq and is a predicted model, not a curated record. Gene Ontology annotation, biological process: xenobiotic metabolic process. Gene Ontology annotation, molecular function: iron ion binding; oxidoreductase activity, acting on paired donors, with incorporation or reduction of molecular oxygen, reduced flavin or flavoprotein as one donor, and incorporation of one atom of oxygen; heme binding. The transcript is spliced from 9 exons. Gene Ontology annotation, cellular component: cytoplasm; intracellular membrane-bounded organelle. Bases 415 to 2049 code for a protein of 544 amino acids.